This is a messenger RNA of Lucilia cuprina (Australian sheep blowfly), 2599 nucleotides long. RefSeq lists its product as uncharacterized. The record is from RefSeq and is a predicted model, not a curated record. The transcript has 3 exons. NCBI's taxonomy places the organism in Eukaryota, Metazoa, Arthropoda, Insecta, Diptera, Calliphoridae. The coding region runs from base 89 to 2335 and encodes 748 amino acids.
UGAAAUAAAAUUUAAAAUAUUUUAUAUUUCAUUUUAUAAUUCAUCGGGAUCAAGAUUAAAAUUUUUUGUAAUUUGAUACAAGAAAAUAAUGGAUCUUAAAAGGCGAUAUUCUAACAACAAUAAUAAAGUGAUAUUUAAACAAAAAGAUUAUAUUGGGGGAAAAAAACAAACUUCUAGAAGUAAAAUUAUAACGCAAUAUCUUACGCAAAAAGAUGUUGCGCCAUGGUUUCGUGGAACAUCACAUUAUCAUAUACAAGGAGCCGACAGGCUCCUCAAUGCUUUGCGAGACGAUGCAGAACAAAGUACAACACAUCGUGUACAAUAUUGUUUAAAUUUAAUCGGACUUGAACCUAUAAUAACAUCAAAACAAAUUAUGUGUUUAAUGCAUCUAAGUCGUGGCAAUGAUUUAGUUUUUCUAUGGUUUCUCAUGGAGAUGCAUUACAAAACCCCCAAACACGAUCCAAACUCAUAUAGUGUUAACGAACAAUUAAUAUGUUCAGCUAUAUGUCAUCUAGACAUGAUAACAACUCUCCGGGAAUUGGAUAAAAUUCUUCCAAGUGGCCAUACAUCAAGAAUCGAAAUGAAAAAAGCUGGUUUAAAACGCGAAGCACUUAAGAAAUCCUUUAAUAAACGAAAAAAAGAAAGAAUUUCGACCAAAUAUGUUUUACCUUAUUUUGAAGAAUAUCCUCGACCUCAACAAUAUGGCAAACGAUUGCUGUUAGAGAUACCAAAUUUCAAAGUUAACUUUAAUAUGUACAGUCGCUACAGUAAUAGCAAUCAUAUAGUCCAAAAUGAAUCAAAUCGUUGGUAUGCGGAAUACCACUUUAAUCCAGGCAAACGUAUUGUUUACUUAAUUAUACAUGAAACCAUUAGAAAUAUAUUCUAUAACUUUAAAGAGGCCUGUGCAAGGUCCAAAACCAUUGAUGUAUUGUGUGAUUACCACAAGUCUACUAAAAUAACACAAACCAAUUUAGAGCAUGAACUUAGAGUUAGAAGAAGAGAUAAGUGUUUAAAAUCAUGCUUUAAAUCCAAUGAGGGUAAAAAUGAACAGAAUAAAAAUAUUAUCGAACUACUGGACCAUGAUGUGCAACUGCAACUGUGCAAAUUCAACACGCAAACCAAGCGACAUGCGUCACAAAAGGAAGCAUCACUGAAAACCAUUACCAGUGAUUGUAAAAUAUUCGAUGUCAUCGUGGCAAACAAUUCCAGUAGUUGUUGUAAUAAUAUGACUAUAAUUGAUGAUAAAAUAAAUUUUAAAGCAGUGGAUAAAAAUAACAAAAUAAAUAAACUGAACAAUAGAAAUGAGAUACGUGAAAUACAUAUGAAAAAUUGCGGAAAUAUUUGCAAAAAUAUAUGCAAUGGUGCAACAAAUCUAAAUCCAAAACGAGGGGGUUGUUUAAGUAAUACAAACAUGAAUGAAGAGGUGAAAAAUCUUGAAUGCGAUAAUGUCAGCGAUACUUCUAUGCCAUCCGAUAUGGUUUUUAAUAGGACCAUGUUACACAAGCCCUUUAAAUUUGAUUAUGAAAAAAUAUUUGUUACAAAAUUCAAAGAUGAUAACAAAACCAGUAUAAAGAAAUGUUUUCUUGCAGCCUUGGACAGAAACACUUCAAAUUUGUCAAACCAAUCGAGUCUUAAAUACGACGAAGCGGUCAAAAAAUGCGCAGAAAAUAUGUUUGAAAAUGAAUUAAGAAAUUAUGAAGACAAUAUGAGGGAAACGAUUGAAGCACAAACGGCAGAAACACUAAAGCCCCUUAACCAAUAUCCCACUUUAGCCAAUUACAACGCAGAAAAUUACUUGUUGAUGGAUCAAAUGUUAUUUGAUGCCUUUCAAUGCUUACGCAAAAAUCCAAAGUUUGUAUGGGCUCAAUUGCCGGAUGCUCAUAAAAUACCAAUGCUACGAGAAUGGAUAGCACGUCGGUUUGGCAAGGAGUAUACACCACGGGAAAGAGCCAAAUCAUAUCGAAUGUCGUGUAAAGUAUUUCGAGCUGUAGUUAAAAACAAUUUAGAACUCUCCGUACCGAAUGCCAAACACAUUGGUACUAACCUUUUUCUCAACUACAAUUGCCGAAAGUAUUUGAACAAAAAGGUGCAACACAUUAAGAAUAAAUACUACCGUCAUUUGGAUUCAUCAUUUUUGGAACAUACGCGCGUUUUUUGGUUUGCUAUGCGCGGAUACAUUUGUUCUAAUGGUCCUCCUCGUAAAACCUUUUUUGCCUACAUGCCAUCAAGACUUCGAGACAUUCAGCAUUUACGUUUGUGGAAAUCGUCAGACUAUCGCAAUUAUAAAGUUGCUAGAAAUGCUCGUCAACACAAUAAUUUCCAGGAUGCUUUUUAAGAUAUUUAUUUUCUUGUUAAAUUAAAUAUGUUUGUAUCUAUGUAUGUUUUUAAUUGAAUGAAACCCUAUUUAUGUUUUGCAUUCAUAUAAUAACAAAUUUUGAAGUAGUUUUUGUAGUAUAUAGAACUUAUGUCUGAAUAUGUUUAUGUAAACAUGUAUGUAUACAUACAUGUAUAUAAUAAUAUAAACUUAUUAUCAUAAAAUGAUAGUCGUCAUAUGUGUGUAUGUAUUGUACAUAUGUAUAUAAAUUAAUUAGAAAAUCUA